GCAUAGAAUUUGCGACAUGGACUUCGACAGUGCUUUGACAGUGGUGGGUGAAUUUGGUCGUUACCAGCGAAAGCGCUUCUUUCUUAUAUCGCUUUCGGCGUUGCCUAUGUUCUUUCAAAUGCUUGUUCUUGUAUUCACUGCUGCAACACCGAAAUGGGUCUGUCCAAAAGGCGAUCGAGCGAACUUGAAGCAUUGCAAGUCGCUAGAAAGUUGCUGUUCGGUAGAUGGUUCUAUUUGUAAUGGAGCGGAAUUUAUCACGAACUUUACAUCGAUCGCUACAGAGUGGAACCUCCUUUGUGGUCAAACGUACAAGAAUGAACUCACUCAAUCUAUUUUCAUGGCUGGUACCUUGGUAGGGGCGCCACUGAUCGGUGGCCUUGCUGAUAAACAUGGUCGAAAACCUCUAUGGGUUUCAACUUAUUUUUUAUCUGGAGCGUUAGCCUUUCUGUCAGGACUCUCACCAUCUUAUUAUGUCUUUGUGACUUUGAGGUUUUUCGUCGGGAUUUUUGCCGGUGGAGGAGGAUUAAUUAUUUUCGUGCUGGCAACAGAAUCAAUCGGUCCUUCUUACAGAGGUAAUACCUAAUAUCAAAAGGUUUUUGAGGGAGGGAGGGGGGGGGAAGUUAAAUUCUGGUCUAGAUUUAAGUUGCUCAAAACUGAAAACUGUUAGGGACUAUGAAAUUUUAUUUACCAUUAUCUCAUUAUGUUGUGUGAUGUAGAUCACACAGUGAUCAUAUUAAUCUUGAGAUAAAGAUGAGGCAAAACUUAUAUCAAUGGUUUCUCACUCUUUUCACCAUUUUGGCUCGGGUGUUGGAGAGGGAGGUGGGCAAAGUAGGUAGAAAAGGCAAGAGAGCACUGCCAUUGUUGCCUCAGUGCUUAUUUUUGUGAGACAUAGCCUUUUCAGGGGUGCUUUCUUUUCAGAGAUUUUUCAAUUUUUGAAAUUGUGCUGCCUAAAAUUUAAGUUGUAUACACAUGUGUGCCUAAACUAAUAAUAACCUGAGGGGUUUUCUCAGGCAUGGAGAUCAAAUAUUUUUUAUGGCUACCAUCACUAAGCUGAAUUCUUUGGCUAACUUUUAAUUGCCUUCAGGAGCUAUUUUUUUUUGGAUGUGGAGAAUAUUAUCUUCUUAUUUAACACUAUCCUCCUACUACCACAUUCAUGAUUGAAACUCUGCAUUUAAUCAAAGAAAUUUCAAGUAAUCUUUGAGAAAAAAAACCUUGAAGAAGCCAAUUUUUUAUGUUUUUAAUCUCCACAGGUUUUGCUGGAACCAUGCUUCAAGUCUUUUUUGCUAUAGCUGUUGCAUUACUAGGACUUAUGGCUUAUCUAAUUCCAAAUUGGCGAUAUCUUACCAUCGCAUCAGCUCUUCCUACAACAUUUGGCUUUUUCAUUGUUAAAACAAUUCCAGAAUCUCCUAGGUGGCUGGCUACCCAAGGCCGAUAUGAUGAAGCAGAAGCUAUCUUAUCAAAGAUCUCUGUUGAAAAUGGUUCUGGAAAUAAACACGUGACACUCCGACGUGAGAAGGGAACUGCAAAAGGUGGCUCAACGGGAAGAAGUUAUGGAAUCAUUGACUUAUUUUUGAACAGAAGCACUUGUGUUAUAACCCUUAUAAUGAUCAUAAGCUGGUUUGUAAAUAGCCAUGUCUAUUACGGCCUGUCAUUGAAUGUAAAAAACCUAGGUGGUAAUAUGUACUUUAAUUUUGUCUUAGCUGGCUUGGUAGAAAUCCCUUCUUACGUGCUGACAGUCUUACUACUCAACUGGUCAGGCCGCCGCAAAUCUCUUUUCUAUUUCAUGAUGGGUGCUGCAGGCUCAUGCUGGGCAUGUAUGAAACUGCAGCAACAAGAAAAUUUAAAUGCUGGUGCACAGUCAGUAGCAGCCAUGUUUGGGAAGUUUUGCAUCUCGGCAUCAUUUGCUGUGUUGUAUGUUUAUGCCGCAGAACUCUUUCCAACUGUCAUCCGCAAUGUUGGCAUGGGCAUGGCAACUGUGGCAUCGCGUAUUGGUGGAAUCUUAUGUCCAUUUGUUGUUCUAAUGGGAGAACAAAGCAGAUCUUUACCAAUGUUCAUAUUUGCUUGUAUGUCAUUAGUGGCAGGGUUAGUUGGUCUAAGGCUUCCAGAAACAAAAGGGCGUCCAAUGCCCGAAACGAUGGAAGAUUUGGAGAGAUCAAAGCAGGAGGAUGUUAAAGUCAUUAAAACAUAAUUCACAGCAAAACAUUUCAUCUGCAGUAUUAAUCCAUUACACCCUAACAUCAGUAUGCAUAUUCUCCAUACUAUUCUCUAUACAUUUCCAAAGAGGCUGACAAGGAGAAUUUGUGUAACAAUCAAGAGCUGCUUUAGUUGGUGAUCAUCUCUUCUAUUCUCAUGACUUUCAUCUUUGAUUCAGGGGUGAUAAAGUAAGGGAAAAUUAGAUGCUAGUAACUCUGAGAGGCUAAGGGUUAACCUUUUAAACCCCAAGAGUGACCAGCAUAUAAAUUUUUUUCAAGAUCAUGAGAAUAAAGGAAAUGAUGGCCAAACUAAGAAGAUUUGAUUGUUAAACAAAUUCUCCAUGUCUGUAUAAAAGGACAUGUAUAGUGAGGAGUAUGGAGAAUUUAGGGCUAAAAUGUGAAAUAUCCUUUGUUCUCAGUCCACACACGACUGUAACAAUGAAAUUAUCAGAUGGUAUUUUUACUAUCAUUAACAUUACUUUCAUUAUCACUAUUGUUAUGACUGUAAUUUAUUACUUCCACUGUUUGACCAACACAGGUGAUCAAUGAGUAAUUUCUUCUUAGGUUGGCAUUACAAGAACAAGUAUAAAGGGGACAAGAAUAAAGAGGAAAUAUUAGUUAACCCUUUAACUCCCAUGAGUGACCAAGACAGAAUUUCUCCUUACAAUAUCAAUACAAUAUCAACCAGAUAAGUGAUGAGAAUAAAGAAAAAUAUCAAUUUGGGGAUAAUUAGUUGAUCCAAUACUAAAUUCUCUGAACUAACAUUAUAAGAAUUGUAUGGUUGACAGUAAGGAGAAUAACAAAUUUGAUCUGGAAGUGAAAGGGUUAGGUCAGGGAUACAUCAAAUUCUUAGAACUAAAAUUGCAAAAUGGAGUAGCAGUAAGAAUAAUUUGAAGUGAGAACUUGGGUUUGAAAGGGUUGAGAAAAAAUAUUAGUCAUAUUAUUUCUUUAACUCCCAAGAUCUGUUUGUUAAUUCUCCCCUCUAGCUGCUACACAUUUCCUUGUAAAUAAGAUACGAGAAUUUGGUGUCAGAUCGAGGUAACAACUUCAACCUGAUAAGCAUGAAUAUUCUCAUGACACGUUUGCUGGAUAGUGUUUAGAUAUUAUAGGGAGAAGUUACUUGUUAAUCACUUCAGGGAGUUAAAGGGUUAAUGACAGAUUUUACAUUUAAUAUUGCUCACAAUGCAAUUGUUUUUCAGUAGAGGGGAUGUGUUUGGUGUGAUCACUAAGUUUACCAGCCUUAAAGGGUUUAUCAGGCACAUAAUUAUUUUAAAAAAUGUUAUAUUUAUUUAUACUUACACAAUUCUAGGGAUGCAAGUUUAGACACAGUACAGAUGUGGUAGGAUUUAGCUGGCCAGUUUCAUGUAACUUACUUUCAUGUAAAAUAAAAAAAAAUUGUAUUCCUUGC
Messenger RNA from Pocillopora meandrina, 3600 nucleotides. Lineage: Eukaryota; Metazoa; Cnidaria; Anthozoa; Scleractinia; Pocilloporidae. The record is from the annotation of a GenBank genome assembly.